GUCCUGUGUGGAGGUGCGGUGUGCGUGGGGUGUGUGCGGGAGAUGGAUGUGUGUGUUGGAGCCGGUUGUGCCUUUUGUAUAUGGGGUGUGUGGUGUAUACGGCUGCGUGUGUGUUUGGGUGUGUGUGCUUGUGUAUAAAUAGGUAUGUGUAUGUGGCGACAGUGAGUCACCACCAGGCAUGGGAAGCUCCAUCCGUUGUAUUGUGUCGGGGAUUCCUCUUCAGGAUGGGACCCAGGCCAUCUGCCCUUCAGCGUAAGGAGACCUCAUUCUGCCCUGCACCUGGGACAGACAGCGGGUGUGGCCUGAGUGCCGGGUUCUGCUGUUGGAAAGGCACAGGAGGGCUUCCCCUGCCCCGGGCAGAUGGAGCGGGCCUGCCUGCAGGUGGGUCGUGGUGCUCCAGAGGGAGGAAGGUUGGGCAUACAUGGGCCCUAAGCUAGCCCUUGAGCUUGGGCUCCUGCCCCUAGAAGGACCUGGGUCCCAGACCCCCAGUCUCCUGCAGUCAGCUCCCAGCGUACCCAGGGCAGUGGGACGGGCUCUGUGGUUUGGAGAUCUGCUCUCUGACCUGAGUCAGCUCCUGCUUCAGCUCAUCUCCCUCCAGGAGGAGUGAGGGCUCCUCUGGAAUUUGCCAAAGAAGGAAGGGGCCAGCAGAGCGUGAGUGAGUGGAUCCCUAAAGGAGAGCCGGCAGGCGUGGCUGGGGCCUGGACUCUCAGUGGAAGCAAUGGAAAGUGGACACACUCAUGCAAACACACGUGCCGGACUCACCGUCCCUACCACUUCCUUGGUCCUCCAAGAGCUCCUCUGCUCGCCUAGGUGUGCCCAUACAAGGGACUAGGAUCACUGUAAGUCUAGGGUAAGGUGUGCCAUUCUGGAGCAGGCAGGCCUGCGGGAAAGUCAAUGACCUUAGCAAUGUGCGUGUUGCUUUACGGUUUACAGAACCUUUCAUUUGUGGAACCUCACUUUGUCCCUGUGAGCACCCCACCAGGGAGGUGGAUGCCCACUCAGGAGGCUGGAGAGGCAGGACCAGGACAUAGGGCAGAACCCCUAAGUGGCCCUGGCCUUAAUACCUUGAGAGGCGCUGAAUCCGAGGUGCUCCCCGACUCCUUCCCGUCGGCGCCGGCCGAGCCCCUGCCGCACUUCCUGCAGGAGCCGCAGGACGCCUACAUCGUGAAGAACAAGCCUGUGGAGCUGCGCUGCCGCGCCUUCCCCGCCACGCAGAUCUACUUCAAGUGCAACGGCGAGUGGGUCAGCCAGAAUGACCACGUCACGCAGGAGGGCCUGGACGAGGCCACCGGCCUGCGGGUGCGCGAGGUGCAGAUCCAGGUGUCCCGGCAGCAGGUGGAGGAGCUCUUCGGGCUGGAGGAUUACUGGUGCCAGUGUGUGGCCUGGAGCUCCGCAGGCACCACCAAGAGUCGCCGGGCCUACGUCCGCAUCGCCUACCUGCGCAAGAACUUCGAUCAGGAGCCUCUGGGCAAGGAGGUGCCCCUGGACCAUGAGGUUCUCCUGCAGUGCCGCCCGCCGGAGGGGGUGCCUGUGGCCGAGGUGGAAUGGCUCAAGAACGAGGACGUCAUCGACCCCGCCCAGGACACCAACUUUCUGAUCACCAUCGACCACAACCUCAUCAUCCGCCAGGCCCGCCUGCUGGACACGGCCAACUACACCUGCGUGGCCAAGAACAUCGUGGCCAAGCGCCGGAGCACCACCGCCACGGUCACCGUCUACGUGAAUGGCGGCUGGUCCAGCUGGGCCGAGUGGUCACCCUGCUCCAACCGCUGUGGCCGAGGCUGGCAGAAGCGCACCCGGACCUGCACCAACCCCGCCCCGCUCAACGGAGGUGCCUUCUGCGAGGGCCAGGCCUUCCAGAAGACUGCCUGCACCACCGUGUGCCCAGUCGACGGAGCGUGGACGGAGUGGAGCAAGUGGUCAGCCUGCAGCACCGAGUGUGCCCACUGGCGCAGCCGUGAGUGCAUGGCGCCCCCGCCCCAGAACGGAGGCCGGGACUGCAGCGGGACGCUGCUCGACUCCAAGAACUGCACUGACGGGCUGUGCAUGCAGAAUAAGAAAACUCUAAGUGACCCCAAAAGCCACCUGCUGGAGCCCUCAGGGGACGUGGCGCUGUACGCGGGCCUGGUGGUGGCCGUGUUCGUGGUCGUCGCGGUGCUCAUGGUGGUGGGGGUGGUGGUGUACCGCCGCAGCUGCCGCGACUUCGACACCGACAUCACCGACUCGUCAGCCGCUCUGACUGGAGGUUUCCACCCCGUCAACUUCAAGACCGUACGGCCCAACAACCCGCAGCUCCUGCACCCGUCUGCGCCCCCCGACCUGACCGCCAGCGCCGGCGUCUACCGCGGGCCGGUGUACGCCCUGCAGGACUCGGCCGACAAGAUCCCCAUGACCAACUCGCCCCUGCUGGACCCCCUGCCCAGCCUCAAGGUCAAGGUCUACAGCUCCAGCACCACCAGCUCCGGCCCAGGCCUGCCAGAUGGGACUGACCUGCUGGGCGUCCUGCCGCCGGGCACCUACCCUGGCGAUUUCCCCCGGGACGCCCACUUCCUGCACCUGCGCAGCGCCAGCCUCGGCUCCCAGCAGCUCCUGGGCCUGCCCCGAGACCCGGGGAGCAGCGUCAGCGGCACCUUCGGCUGCCUGGGCGGGAGGCUCAGCAUCCCCGGCACAGGGGUCAGCCUGCUGGUGCCCAAUGGAGCCAUUCCCCAGGGCAAGUUCUACGAGAUGUACCUGCUUAUCAACAAGGCAGAAAACACCCUCCCGCUUUCGGAAGGAACCCAGACAGUAUUGAGCCCCUCGGUGACCUGCGGGCCCACAGGCCUCCUGCUGUGCCGCCCGGUCAUCCUCACUGCGCCUCACUGUGCCGAAGUCAGCGCCGGAGACUGGAUCUUCCAGCUCAAGACCCAGGCCCACCAGGGUCACUGGGAGGAGGUGGUGACUCUGGACGAGGAGACCCUGAACACGCCCUGCUACUGCCAGCUGGAGGCCAGGUCCUGCCACAUCCUGCUGGACCAGCUGGGCACCUACGUGCUCACGGGCGAGUCCUAUUCCCGCUCGGCCGUCAAGCGGCUGCAGCUGGCCGUGUUCGCCCCCGCCCUCUGCACCUCCCUGGAGUACAGCCUGCGUGUCUACUGCCUGGAGGACACGCCCGUGGCACUGAAGGAGGUGCUGGAGCUGGAGCGCACUCUGGGCGGCUACCUGGUGGAGGAGCCCAAACCCCUGCUCUUUAAGGACAGUUACCACAACCUGCGCCUCUCCCUCCACGACAUCCCGCAUGCCCACUGGAGGAGCAAGCUGCUGGCCAAGUACCAGGAGAUCCCCUUCUAUCACAUUUGGAGUGGCAGCCAGAAGGCCCUGCACUGCACUUUCACCCUGGAGAGGCACAGCCUGGCCUCCACGGAGCUCACCUGCAAGAUCUGCGUGCGGCAGGUGGAAGGGGAGGGCCAGAUCUUCCAGCUGCACACGGCACUGGCGGAGACGCCUGCGGGCUCCCUGGAUGCUCUCUGCUCCGCCCCUGGCAGCACGGCCACCACUCAGCUGGGACCCUAUGCCUUCAAGAUCCCGCUGUCCAUCCGCCAGAAGAUAUGCAACAGCCUCGACGCCCCCAACUCACGGGGCAACGACUGGCGGAUGCUGGCGCAGAAGCUCUCCGUGGACAGGUACCUGAAUUACUUUGCCACCAAAGCGAGCCCCACGGGCGUGAUCCUGGACCUCUGGGAAGCGCUGCAGCAGGACGACGGGGACCUCAACAGCCUGGCCAGUGCCUUGGAGGAGAUGGGCAAGAGCGAAAUGCUGGUGGCAGUGGCCACCGAUGGGGACUGCUGAGCCGCCUGGCACUGCAGGCUGGCAGGGACUGGCAGGAGGGAGGUGGGGGCAGGGAGGCCUGGGGCAGCCUCCUGGUGGGGACGUUCAGCCUCUGCUGCCCCUCAGCUCAAAGCUAGAGGGUGCCCUCCUCCUCCUCCCCUCCUCCCUCCCUACCCCAAACCCCAGACCACGACCAGCCUUAGAAAAUCCACAUGCUCUGUUGUUAGAGGGCUCAGUGUUCCUUCUCCCUCCCCUGCUGUGUCUCUCAGCCCCAGACCUCCGUGUGGGAGCUCGGAUAGGGCUGGGGCCUCUGGAGGCAGUUGGGGGACAAGAAGGUGGCCCUCCCCCUACCCUCACCCGCCCCGAGCCCCGCGACUUCUGGGUUCCGUUGGUUUUAGCGGCGUUCUUCAUCUUCCUCCUCCCUGGCUGACCCCCCUCCUCCUAAGCCCCGGCUGCUCUCACACCCUUUUCCUCUCUGAAGAGUCGAGUACAGUUCAGACAGACAGACUGCUUUCUCCCACCCAAAAGCAAAAAGGAAAAGGAAAGCAAGCAAGCUUCAGACGGCUAGUAAGGCUCACAGAAGAAGAAAAACUCCAAAACCACAAGGGAAAAGAAAAACCCAGUUUCUUAGGAAACGCAAAUGAUUUAUUAUCCAGAUAUUUGGAUGAGUCCUUUUUAAGAAAAAAAAAAAAAAGAAAAUGAAAAACAACACACAAAAAAAUAGAAAACUCUUUUCUUGAGUGUGGAUGAGAGUGGGCGUGGUCACGGUUCUGGCCAGGAGUGUGUGUGUGUGUGUGUGUGUGUGUGUGUGCAUGUGUGUGUGUGUCAGGUAGAGAGAGACUGAACAGGGACAACUUUGCUGCUAAUGAAUCCAUCUGGGACUAAAUUCUAACAAGGCCUCAGUUUCCCCAGUUGUGCAAGGGGCAGGUCAGACAGGGUCUUAGCCAUGGUACCAAGUUUCCCUGUAAAAUCUUAGGCAGAGGCUGCAUCUAUAAAGUCGGGGAACCCCGAGGGCUGGAGUGGGUGGGGUCCUCCCUCCCACAGCCCAGGCUCACACCCCUCAGGCUCCUCGGGGCCCCUGGGUGUGGACAGUGAGGGAAGGUCAGUCCUGCUGGGAGCCGGGAGAGUGUUCUGGCCUGGUCUCGGUCUGCUGGCUCCUGGAAAGGAGAUGUGGCCCAGAAGUAGAACUCAAGCAGAGAGAUGGAGUGGGGGAGGGGAGUCCUCCGUGGGUACCUCUCUCCUGGGGGGGGUGUCCAGCCAGGGCAUCCCCCUCCCCACCCAGCCCAGCGGCCUCUAGAUCAGGCGGCCUGGAGCAGGUUGGCACUCUCUUGAUGCCCAGGAAUCCAGAAUCUGCCCUUCCCCCUUCUGGGAAGCAGAGGGAUGGGUAAGAGGGCCUCCUUGCUGCAGAAGCCUGAGCCUCCCAGCCUCGGGGUGGCUUCAGGAGGGUGUUAGCACCAGGCUGGGAGGCCCGCCUGGAAGAGGUGGUGGAAAGUGAUCUUCCCGUCUCUCAUCUCCGCCGGCGCCACCUUCAGCCCGCUUCUCCCCACCCUCUGGGGCUGGGAGGUCUGAAAGUAACCUUUAUGAACGGGCAGGGUUGCCAGGGUGGAGGGGCUGUACACGCCACCCCACCCAGCCUGUUCCAGGGGCCCUGAGUGGGGAGGGAGGAGUCCCUGGCCCUGUCCUGCUGGCUGGGACCAGGACCUUGCAGCUGGCACUGAGGUCUUGUCCAAAGACACUCUCUCUUAGCACUCGAGGCAAGGCAGGUGCCAGCUACCCCCAGCAGUUCUGGGCACUAACCCCGGGGCUUGCCCCAGCUGGCCCCAGAGCAGCCACUGGGACCAGCUUGAGCACGCCCCGGCCUUUGCAAGUCUGGUCUCCUGAGAGAAGGGCAGGUUCUAGGCCAGAGUCCCAGCCAGUGUCCCCAGCCUGGCUCACCUGCCAUACACUUGGUGGCUCACAGAGCUUCUCUCCACCCACCAGCCCCCUGGGGUGGGGUUGGCUGUGAGCAGACAAGGACCCGCCCAGAGAUUCGAAAGGAUUCCUUCUGCUAGGGCUGCUGACGGGGCCAGGCCUGCACGAGGCUCAGACCGAGGCUGUUGGCCCAUCAUGCCCGUGUGGACGCUGCCUCAGCCCCACCGGUCACUGUUAGCCCAAGCAUGUGUGUGGCCUCUGUCACGUGGCUUUGAGGGCAGCCUGGCCAGGCUGGCCCACACAUGCACUGUGACGGGCCUUCCUGGUGCCAUUCCUAUCACAGGCUCUUAAACGCCCACAGGUGGCCUGGGAGUCCAAAGACCAGGAGUGAAGUCCCCGCUCAGCCAAUAUGCUGCUGUGUGACCUCAGGCAUAUCGCUGCCUUCUCUGGGCUUCAGUGUCCUUUUUAUACCUAGAAGGCUGCUCUCCAAGGCCCUUCGGGUUCUGACACACUUUCUAGGCUUCGGAAGGGAGCCCUAGAGGGGAGAAGUUGACCAUGGUGUGACCUGCCUCUCCUCCCUGUCCUUGCCCUCCCCUCCCACCCACCCACAGAAGCCUGCUUGCUCAGCCCGGGGUGGGGAGACAGGAGCUCAGGACAGGAGGCCCGGCCAGCCGCCCAGGUGCGGUUUCCAAUCUGACUUCUAGAAAUCGUGCGCUAAUUGGUCCUGGAACCAAUUAGCCGGAGGCUCCUGGGAAGGGUGAAACUGCUCGGCUGUAUAAGAAAGCCCAGAGGGGCUGUGCUGACCCCACCAAUCUGCCCAGGCUGCCCUGACUGUCCCCGCACCGCCUGCCCGGCGUCCAGACUGGAGAGCCGCAGCCAGCAGGGCCUCGCACGGCAUUUCCGUCUCUCUCACCCUGGUGUGUGUGUGCGUGUGUGUGUGUGUGUGCGCGUGCCUGUGCUUUUCUCCACGGGCACAUCAGGGUGCCCCUCCAGGAACAUGUGCACGCGUCCCCACCUGCGUGUGGGUGCGUGUACCCGCCUCUGCGUCCCGGGCCUGGACAUGCGGAGGUUGGCGUGCCUGUCCCCUGCCGCUGAGUCCACAGGGUCAGUCAGUGUGUCUUCUACGUGCCUCUCCCUCUGCCUUCUCCCACGGCGUCCCGGCCCCAGGGCUCGGGCACGGGUCCUCCCUGGGUGCGGGGGACCCUCCUCAUCUGGCCUGUGCGGGCCCUCUGGUCCCCUUCCCCUAGCUCCCAGGCAGCUGAGCUGCGGCCCUUAGCAGGCCUUCUGAAGGGAGGCGACCAGGAGCUCGGUGCAGGGAGCGGCUCUCCUGGGGGCAAAGGGCUGGACCCCUGCCUGGGCCACGGACACGGCUCCGUGCCCAGGGGGGUGCAGGACCCCAGGGAGGGUCCCCGGUCCCACCUCUGUUUAUUCUGUAAACUACAACCUGUACAUAGCCUUUAGCAUUCCUAUUGUAACAAAAUUAAUUUUUAUGAAAUAAAUUAUAUUUCCUAGUCUAAGAAAAUCCAGGUU
Messenger RNA from Microcebus murinus (gray mouse lemur), 7245 nucleotides. Lineage: Eukaryota; Metazoa; Chordata; Mammalia; Primates; Cheirogaleidae. The record is from RefSeq and is a predicted model, not a curated record.